GAAUACUCUUGUAGGGUUCGUAGGUUUUUUUUUUUAUAUGGCCUCAUCCUCUUCUUCUUCUUCUUUUGCUCAUCCCCCUCCACAAAAGCAUGAGGUGUUUAUAAGUUUCAGAGGUACAGAUACCCGGGACACUUUUACCAGCCAUCUCCAUGCUGCUUUAGUUCAUAAGAAAAUUCAGACCUACAUGGAUUGCAGACUUGAGAGGGGGGACAAAAUUGGACCUUCCCUCUUGCAAGCGAUCGAGGAAUCAAAGCUCUCGUUGAUCGUUUUCUCGGAAAACUAUGCUUCUUCCACCUGGUGUUUGAAUGAACUUGCGCACAUAUUGGAAUGCGGAAAAAGAAACGGACAAAUUGUCAUACCCAUUUUUUACGGCAUAGAUCCAUCACAGGUACGGAAACAACAGGGGAGUUAUGAAGAUGCAUUAGCUGAACUUGAAGAACGUUUCAAAGACAACAUGGACAAAGUGCUCAUGUGGAGAAAUGCCUUGAAGGAAGCAGCCGAUCUGUCUGGCUUUGAGAAUUCAAAAAGAACAGGGACGGAGGCUGAUUUCGUUGAGGAAGUUGCCGAAGAUGUUCUGACCAAACUGUAUCGCGCAUUGUCAAGUGAUUUAGAGGACCAGGAUCAAUUUUGUUCAAGAAAAAUCAGUGAUUUCAAAGGCAUGCCUUCGCGCGCGUCGGUGCGAGGCGGGAGGAGAACGGCCGAUGCGGUCGGCUGUUUCGCGAGUUGCACGUUUAGCGCUGGGAAGGCGUGAGAAGGCGUUGCAAGGCGUGGCCAGGCGGAGAGGUGUUGCAAGGUGCACCAUAUUUGGAAACUUCUGAACCGGAAGAAAUUUUCAAGUCUGCAAAUCGUCUGCGAGGAAGAUGACCCCCUUUUUUUUUAUUUUUAGGUUUAUCGUAAUGAAUCGACGUCGUUUUGAUUGAAGAGUUUA
Molecule: messenger RNA, 928 nt
Organism: Prunus mume (Japanese apricot)
Lineage: Eukaryota; Viridiplantae; Streptophyta; Magnoliopsida; Rosales; Rosaceae
Source: RefSeq, a predicted model, not a curated record